This is a messenger RNA of Aspergillus wentii DTO 134E9, 1281 nucleotides long. RefSeq lists its product as uncharacterized. NCBI's taxonomy places the organism in Eukaryota, Fungi, Ascomycota, Eurotiomycetes, Eurotiales, Aspergillaceae. Gene Ontology annotation, molecular function: FAD binding. The record is from RefSeq and is a predicted model, not a curated record. The coding region runs from base 1 to 1266 and encodes 421 amino acids. The transcript has a single exon.
AUGGCAAAUCUGAAAGUUCUUAUCUGCGGUGCCGGCAUGGGCGGCCAGGCCCUCGGAUUCUGGCUUUCAAAAAUGAAUUUCGACGUCACGGUCAUUGAACGAUUCCCGGCCCUACGCACGACGGGACUGCAGCUGGAUAUUCGCCAACCGGCCAUCGAGGUCAUCAGGCGGAUGGGGCUGGAAGAAGCAUUCCGUGCCAAAACCAUCCAGGAACAAGGCCUGGAGUUCGUGGAUGGUUCUGGGAAACGUUGGGCAUACUUUCCAGCAAACAGAACCGGGACCGGCCUUCAGGGGUUCACGACUGAUUAUGAAUUCAUGAGGAAAGAUCUCUGUCAGAUCCUGCAUGAUUCGAGCAAGGACCGGGUCAAAUAUGUAUUCGGCACCACCAUCAAAACCCUCGAACAGCAGGGUGGCGCCGUCAACGUGACUUUCUCAGAUGGCAAAACGGAUCAGUUUGACCUGGUGGUCGGUGCCGAUGGCCAGGGGUCCCAUACCCGUCGAGCGAUGCUUCAACCUGGCGCCGAGGACUCCGUGCACUCUCUGGGGGUCUACAUUGCGUAUUUUACCGUGCACCGGCCACUGCAAAAAGGAGAAGAAUACAACGGCACGAUUUAUGUGGGCACCGGAAGACGACUCGUGUUCAUUCGACGCCACGAAGACUCCACAAUUCAAGCCUACCUGAUGGUCAAAGCCCGUCCGGAGCAGAUGAACCAUAUCCGGAAAGGUGACGUCGAGAAAGAAAAGGAAUUUUUUGCCAAAACCUUCAAGGGUGCAGGAUGGAUCACCGACGAGCUCCUCGACGAAAUGGCAGCUACGGAUGAUUUCUACUGCGAACGCCUAGGCGUUGUGAAGCUCGACGCAUGGUCCAAUGGCCGGGUGGCUCUUGUUGGCGAUGCUGCAUAUUGCCCGACUGCCAGUACGGGGAUGGGGACCACUUCGAGCCUGGUUGGAGCCUAUGUGCUCGCUGGGGAGCUCGGGAAACACUGCGGCAGCUCUGGAACGAAGAUGGGCGUCGAAUAUGCGCUGAAAGCGUACGAAGAAAAGUUCCGUCCCUUUAUGGCCCAGGUCCAGGAUGGCAUCACCGAAGACCAAGUCUUUUGGGGGAAGAUUCCGUCUUCGUCCUUUGGUGUUCUUCUUGCCAAUAUUAUUCUCUGGCUAGUCGCGUUGUUCAGGCUCGAUCUCAUGAAUAAGUGGAUCCUCCGUGAAGACGUGCGGAAUUGGAGCCUUCCAAGUUAUGACCGAAUGGUGUAUGGGACAGGCUGGUAGAUUCGAAUGGAAACG